Molecule: messenger RNA, 1902 nt
Organism: Sphaerulina musiva SO2202
Lineage: Eukaryota; Fungi; Ascomycota; Dothideomycetes; Mycosphaerellales; Mycosphaerellaceae
Exons: 1
Coding region: 1-1902 (633 amino acids)
Source: RefSeq, a predicted model, not a curated record
AUGGGCAAGUCAAACAAGUUCGACUACUCGAACAGGCCGAAUAGCGGCGCAAAGCUCGGUAGCAUCAUCGGCAGAGACAUCGAGAAGGAGGCGGACAAGGUUGUCAAGGAUGUCGAGCGAAGGGCGCGCAAGUCGAGCACUGCCAGCAGCAUCAGCGCCAUCGGCAGCCUCGACAUCACAGAAGCUCUCGUGCAUCCGCUCGAUAUCAAAGCACCCUCCAAGCAGUUGGGCGACGAGGGCGCCUGCGCGCUGGCAGCAGGUUUGGAGGCUGCGCUGAAGGCCGGCACAACGAGGAGUGCGGCGGUGCUGCUCGAAGAUCUCAACCUCAGCGACAACGCAAUCACGACUAUCACACUUGCGCAACUUGGUCCAGUUAUUCAACGAGCACGUUACGAUCUCAAGACGCUUAAUCUCGCCAACAACAACAUCAGAGUGGAAAAUGACCAAGAGGCCGCAGACUGGGAAAUAUUCCUACGCUCGUUCGAGCAUUGUCUGAAGAUGCGACGCCUGGAUCUCAGCGGCAACAGAAACCUCGGUGCGCGUGCGCUCGAGAUCCUUGCACGCGUUCACGCUCAGGAGCCACAGAUCAAUCCGGUGUGUGCGCGGGGCGAUACAUCCGUGAUUUCACUCGACAACGAGGAAACGCAUUGCCAGGAUGAGGCCUCCAGUGCACACCGCGACGAUGCUAUGACCAGCGGUGGAAUCGUCAAGCGCCGUUGUGGGCUACGAGGCAUUCCGUACCUCACGUUCACAAACGUCGGUCUGAAUGAUACGGGGGCUCUAUGGUUGUCCUACGUACUCGAGGAACACCACUAUCCCAUUCAGCUGAUUGACUUUUUGAACGCUACGGCGGCAAAUUCGGGCAUCAAAACCUAUGCUCAGGAAGCUGCCUCUCUUGGUCUUGACUGGAGCACGCAAGAGCCAUUGUUGAGCAAAGACGGCGUGAAUCUCCUGAAGAAGACUGAGGCUGUGAGGAGGCAACUUAUGUUCGAUGAUGGCAGUAUCAUAGAAGCAUCUAUGACCGAGGGUUUGGAAAACACACGCGCACGUACUCAUGACCGACGAGGCAGCAUCCGAUCGAUCGCGACAGCUGAUGGCGGCGAGCACGAGCUAUCUGAGCUGGAGAGUCUCCGCACAAAAUUAAUGCGUCAUAUCAUUGCCGACACAGGUGUUGCACAGGUAGAGUUGUGGCAUACGGGACUCCGUGCUGCUAUCUCCGCCACAGUUCUGACCGGACUCGGACCUCGAGUGCGUGACCGCAACCCUGCCGUCUUCUAUACUGGUCCGCCGCUCUUCCGCAGUAGCUCUACAUGCAAUCAUCCUCAACCGGGCAAUGAAACACGACUACAGACGCCCAGCAACAGCUCCCAUGGCUCACCAAAGUCGCCAGGUGCCUCGCGGCAGGGCACGUACGCACACACGCUGACUGCUACCACGAUUGCGUCAACUGGAGAGCCCGAAUUGGCACUUACCGAAGUCACGAACACACCGACCACUCCCCGCAUGAUCUUCAAGCCACAUCGCAAAGGUGCCUUUAGUGAUGGCAGUGACUUGCAAGCUGUGAACCAGAAACUAGAGAGCCUUGACGUCGGAGACAAUGGGCCACAUCGUUUCGUGCGCUGGCAAGAGGACAUGGUGGGGAGAAGAGGUGGCAGCUGUGUAUUCCGCAAUACUAGUGUGCCAAGCCACCUUCCGAAACAUUUGAUGGACCGGAUUGUGGGCUAUACUGUGACUGAGCGGAAGUGGCAACUACUCGCGGAGAAGCAACGGAGAGCAGUAUGUGCUUGGGGCCAGAACCGAAACAAUUUCGGGGCGAGUGAGUCGUGGAGAAAGAUGCCGGCUUCCUCCCAGGUCGUCUCCUUGCUUGAGGUUAUCGAAUGUCAGUCCUAUCGAACUGUCUGA